AGUCUAUGUAUAAAGUCGGAAGCACCGCGGGAUACGGGUUGGCACACGGUACAAAAUAUCACUGAACAACGAACGCGAGAUAGCACGCGUGCAUUUGUUUGAAUCCGCCAGGCCGGCUGCGAAACUAGCGAAGCUAGCGAAACCGAGCAAUUGCUUCACGAGGACCGCCAGAGUUCCUCGAGCAACCAGAGAGAGCUCAGAUCCUUGCUGUCUAGGUUCUGGUCAGGGCCAGUGCGCGGGUCUAUCCCGCCUCGAGACUUAUCCAAUACCAUUUCGAAGACCCAACAUCGUCGCACCUUCUCCAACGAGAGAGCAGCCGAGACCCUGCAAGCUCGAUCGCAACGAAGAAGAAGGAUCCAACUGCGGCAAGGAACUCUCCUUCGAGGAAGAAGCUUCUUGGUAUCGUCACUGAUCCUCCCAACGGACGACCUUCGCGUUGUUUCUUUUGGAAGAAUUCGCAAGAAUUCAUCAGCACGACAGGAUGAAAAUACUACUCUUAGUGACUUUGUUGGCGGUCCUGUACACCGUCGACUAUUCCAAUAGUGCGGCAGUCAGAUCGGAGGAAUUCGCUGAGCAGUUACGUAGGAUCGUUCAAGAAAUGCACCCUGAUAGCCUAAGAACGCAGAGAGCAACCGAGAGCGGAAAUGACGACCGUCCGAAACGGAAUUGUUAUGAUACACCCUGCGGAUGGAAUACAUAUAAUACUAUCACUCGGCGAAGCACGACUUUCAUGGCGAAUACGUGUAAGUGUCCUGAUGAAACAUAUAAAUGUGUACGCACAGGAGAAAACGUAUCCAUAAGUGCGUACGUAUAUCACUGUCGUCAAAAUACGACAGUGGAUGAUAUCGAAGGCGAGACCGACAUGGAUUAUCUUAGUUAAGAAACAUGCAGACAUACCUGAGUAAUAAACGCCUUCUCGAACAACCGUGGUCACGGUGUUAGCACCGUCCUCGUUAUCGUGUCACCGUCGAACGAAACGAUUCUCCAUUUUUCCCUCCAAGGAAUAUUCGACAACACUUUGGAUAGAACACUAUACAUACCACACUCGCGUACGUAACACUGAAAAAGAAAACAUUGUUAUAAUCUAUCUAUAUCAAAUGGUCUUAUGCGUCUAGCUUUUGCAUUUCAACUGUUCGAGAUUCGAAUUCAAACAUGGCGGCGAUAUUAUUUCGAUAAUCGAAAUUGAGGUUUUGUCGAGACUCGUUAAAAAUUUUUUACGUGAUAUAUAUUUUCCAACUGCAAAUCGACAUUCAUGUGAAGUAUUUGAUCGAAAUAUUUGAAGACUUUCGGUAAUUAUAUAUAUUUUUAAACUAAUAGACCGAAAAUUAAUGAAAAUUGAUGAAAAUUGAUUGGACGAAAUAUGCGAUCAUCGAUGUACCGGCGCGAGAAUUUUUAGAACAGAUUUUUGUUAUAAAAAGCACUCGUUAAUAUCAUAUUUUUACGUAAAAGUUUUCCUCAAUUGAUUAUUUACGAUUUCUUUAUACAUUUAUCGAGAAAAAUUGUUAAAAGUCAUUAAUUUUACCUUAAUUGCGCCGGACGAAUCUUCGAAUGAUGCACCCCACUUACGAAAGGAGACCGGAGACUGCGCAGAAGUUCCGCGCAGCUGUAGAAACGAAGAUUAUGGCGCCAUAUUCAAAUUCAUGUAGUUCGUAGAACACUGUAAAUUUCAAUUUUCUUCAAAAUCAGAUAAGCUAAAAAUUAUAAUUAUCACAGUAUUGUAUGAUAUUUCGCGUAAAACGAGGGUAAAAUGGAAAUUGACUUGCUAUCGUUCGAAAUAGACAAGACGCACGGAACAUAAAACCGUAAGUUAAUUGCAGUUUUUCUUGAAAUUACUCGUAUAGAAAAUUUAUCAUAAGAUAACCAAGCGGUAACUAACAUGCAUUAAUAUUUUAUAAAUUUUAACCAUAAGUUUCAUUCUACUUUCUUGGCCUAAAAUGAUAGGAAGUAUGUAUUGAAAUCCUUUCAGACCUGAUUCAUUUUAUCAAAUUAAAUUAUUAACGAUGAAUUUUAAUCGUUUGCAUAAACAAGUAAUCAUUUAUAAAAAAAAAAACUUAUUUAAAUAUUUAAAAAGCAUAUUUGGGUAAUGAAUAAGGUCAGGUCUAAAAGGAUUCAAGUUUGUAUCAAACUUUAAUGCAAUUCAGAAUUCGUAUUCGUAACUUUAUUCUUAAGCUGCAAUACCUGGAUAAUUACAUGCGAAGUAAGCUCACUGUCAUUUGAAAUUUGACAAAGUCCAAAAUCCACAUCCUUUUCUAUUUUUUGUAAGAACAUGUUCGCGCCAAUCCAGAAUUCAUAAUCGUCAUAAUUUUAUCCACGAAAGAAACAGAGAAAACACGAAACUUUUAACGUUUCACUGAUCGCCAUAAUUCGUUCACGUUAUUCGAUUUCUAAAUACGAGCAAGGAUCGAUUUUCUUAAUCGAUGACAAAGUUUGAUGAGCGCAGUUCGAUAUAUCGAUUUCUAUAUAAAUUUUUAAAUAUCAGUUACGAAUAAGAAUGAAUUUAUUUUUUAUCGAAGCUCAUCGGCAAUUAACAAUUAAUUAUUCUUAAGUUAACAUACACCUUAGAAAUACUCCAAAUGGUGUAAAAUUAGCAAGGUUAGGUUACAGUAUUUCGAUAAGGCACAAUCCACAAUUUUGUACUUAACGGGGAAAAUUGUUUCGAAUCUUUUUUGUAUAUCAUUAUCGAUUAUUUAUAAUAUGCAAUAGUAACGUAUAGCUGAUGGAAAAAAUAAAGCAGUUUAAUUUACGAUCUCACUGUAUUUUUUCCAUU
Messenger RNA from Eufriesea mexicana, 2767 nucleotides. RefSeq lists its product as uncharacterized. The transcript has 3 exons. The record is from RefSeq and is a predicted model, not a curated record. Lineage: Eukaryota; Metazoa; Arthropoda; Insecta; Hymenoptera; Apidae. The coding region runs from base 482 to 880 and encodes 132 amino acids.